AUGACAAGGUCAGGGGGGAUUCCUUUGGCCAGAAAGGUGUGCUAUGCUGUGGGUGGGGUCCCGUAUCAGAUGACCACAGCAGCGAUAAACAUUUCCCUGCAGAUUUUUCUUCUGGAUGUUGUGCAGAUGGAGGCCUCCUAUGUGUCCAUGAUUUUAUUUGUGAGUCGGGCCUGGGAUGCUGUGACCGACCCAGUGGUUGGAUACCUGGUGAGCCGCAGUAGCUGGACACCCAUCGGCAAACUCACUCCAUGGCCGCUUUUUUCCAGUCCGUUCUGCAUCUUGUUGUAUGUGCUGCUGUGGUUUGUGCCAACUGGCUUGAUGCCAGAGGCCGCCUAUGUGCUAUGGUUCCUCGUGGCGACCUGCCUCUUUGAGACACUUAUGAGUUGCUAUAACGUUCCUUACUUAUCACUGAGCAUGUUCCUGGGGGGGCAUCAGAGGGACAGAGACUCCACCACCGCCUACAGAAUGAGUGUGGAGAUGGUGGCGAUGCUGCUGGCUUCAGUGAUUCAGGGACAAGUCGUGUCUGUGUACAACACAGAAAAGCAGGAGGCCUGUGAGCAGCUGGACCAGGUCUAUCAAACACCUCAGAGCACAUCUGCACCUCAAACUGCCUCCCUACAGGAAACGCAAAAAGCUUUCCUGACCUCAGCUCUGGUCAUGGCUGCCUUGUUUUUCCUCUGCAGUCUGGUUCUUUUCUUUGGAGUGAGGGAGCAGCAGGUCCCUCUCUCCUCUGAUGAGAAAAUACGACCAUCCUGUCGGAGCUCCAUAAAGAUGCUGAUGUGUCACGUCCCUUAUCAACGGCUUGUGCUUGGCUUUGUGUUCAGUGUACUUGCGUUUCAGAUGUCCUUGGGUAACUUUGCACUGUUUUGCAGUCAUGCAGCUGGGCUAGGAGCCCAGUUCCAGCUUCUCCUGCUGGUCCUGCUGGUCUCUGCUUCCAUUGCGGUUCCUUUUUGGCAAAUAGUUCUCCUGAAAAUAGGAAAGAAGAACACAGUUUUCAUCGGAUUAUCACUCUUCAUCCCAGCAGUAUUGGUAGUUGCCUGUGUCCCCAGUAACCUGCCAGUCUUCAUGACCAUGUGCAUUCUGAUGGGAUUCAGCGUGGCAACCAUGUUUUUGCUGCCCUGGUCAAUGCUCCCAGAUGUAAUUGAUGACUUUGCUGUGAAACACUCCUCCUGUAAAGACCUGGAGCCUCUGUUUUUCUCUGGUUAUGCCUUCUGUAGUAAGCUGGCCGGAGGGCUUUCAGCUGGACUGUCAACCAUGACAUUGCAGAUUGUGGGCUACAAGGCAAGUGCAUGUAACCAUGGUGAUGGAGUGGUGACAGCUCUGAUUGUGCUGUUCUCACCAGUUCCCAUCACACUUCUGCUGACAGGGAUGGUGUUUUUUUUCACCUAUCCAAUUAAUGAGAGGCAAGGCUUAGAGCUCCAAGAUCAUCAACUCCACCCAGAAUCAACAUCAUCAUCACCAUCAUCACCAUCACCUGACUCAAAAGACCACACAAAGCUACAAACAAUCUCACAGAAGCCUUGUGUUGGUGCAACAUCAACAUCACAUCCGAACACAGAGACUAAGACGUUGUACAAGUCUGGUUUCUCACCAUGUUGGUACCAUGUUGGCACCAAGUUAUCCACCUGCUCAAAUGUAUCAAACAGCCCUUUUGGAAAAAGCACAAGGUCUACAUCACAUGUUCCAUUUCAUAAACAGAUACUUGAAACUAAAAAGCACAAAGGAGAUGAUGAACUGGUUGGCAGUUUUCCUGGGAGUAAUCCUGACUCUUUCUCUAGCAGGUCAUAUGUAAAAUCCAAGGUGACAUGGGUGUAGCUGAUUCUGCCUUAUGAAAUAUCACUGAGUUGCAGAAAGAGUUUAUUUCUAUUUCUUCUAUAUUAAUAUGAAGUGAAGACAUUU
Molecule: messenger RNA, 1899 nt
Organism: Melanotaenia boesemani (Boeseman's rainbowfish)
Lineage: Eukaryota; Metazoa; Chordata; Actinopteri; Atheriniformes; Melanotaeniidae
Gene: mfsd2al2
Product: major facilitator superfamily domain containing 2a-like 2
Exons: 14
Coding region: 1-1815 (604 amino acids)
Biological process (GO): carbohydrate transport
Cellular component (GO): membrane
Molecular function (GO): symporter activity
Source: RefSeq, a predicted model, not a curated record